Messenger RNA from Orbicella faveolata, 1174 nucleotides. RefSeq names its product N-acetylglucosaminyl-phosphatidylinositol de-N-acetylase-like. Gene Ontology annotation, cellular component: endoplasmic reticulum. The record is from RefSeq and is a predicted model, not a curated record. Lineage: Eukaryota; Metazoa; Cnidaria; Anthozoa; Scleractinia; Merulinidae. Gene Ontology annotation, molecular function: N-acetylglucosaminylphosphatidylinositol deacetylase activity.
UUGUCCCUUAGCAUCCACGCAAUUUUUACUUAGUAACCACGCACACCGAUGUUUCCUCGUGAUUUGUGUUGGAUUUUGUUUUUCCCUUUAUUUGUUGUCAUUUUGUCAAGUCUUCUAAUACUUUUUUACUAUAGACAGUUAAGACUCCAAAAAGUCAAGAAAUAUGAAUUUAAUAACAAAACAGUCCUUGUCAUCACUGCUCAUCCAGAUGACGAGUGCAUGUUUUUCUCGCCCUCCAUUUUGAAUUUGCCACGGUUCUGCACAGCACAUGUACUGUGUCUCUCUACAGGUAAUUAUUACCAACAAGGAAAUAUACGAAAGCAGGAAUUGUUUUCAAGCUGCAGGAUUCUGGGAAUUCCAUCCAGUCAUGUGACUGUAAAAGAUCAUCAUUCUCUUCCUGAUGACCCCAAUGUUGACUGGGAUACCAAGAUUGCCAGCCAGAUAAUUGCUGAUCACAUCAAGCACAAUCAAUUUCAAGUGGUCAUAACUUUUGACUCUUAUGGGGUGUCAGGUCAUUCAAACCAUAUUGCCAUCUACAAAGCAGUGAAGAGAUUGAAAGAUAAUGGACUCCUUGAAGAUGUUACAGUUUAUGUUCUCAGCAGCAUUAGCAUAUUGAGGAAAUACAUUUCACUUUUGGAUCUCCCAUUCAGUGUCUACUCUCAGCAGAUGUUUCUCUCAAGCCCACAGGAUAUUAUUUUAGCACAGAAGGCCAUGUAUGCUCACAGAAGUCAAUUGCUGUGGUUUAGGAGGCUGUACAUCCUAUUUUCCAGGUUUAUGAUGAUCAACACACUCCAAGAACUAAAGUGAAGAAGGCUAUAAUCAACAGAAGAAAUUCUGCACUAAUUUAAUACUUUGGUCACUUGCAGCUCAUAGUUUGAAAGCUGUUUUCCAAUAGUCAACAACUUCACUUUUGUCUAUUUUCAACAUUGAUAUGGCAAUGACCAUUAAACAACAUGUAAUCAACCAGGAUAUAACAUUAUUGCCUUUACAUAUCAGAAUAAAAUGUACACUAAAGGAUAAUGACCUUAUUAUUCAACAUGGUGUCAACAGCAUCUUCCUUACCAUGUCCCAUAACAUUUCAUUGUGUUUGAACUGUCACUCUAAGCAAAAGAUACUGUUUUAACUUUUAUGAGCGUAGAUUAAAUAAAUGCCACUAUAAUGUGUUUAGCAGUCA